Rhododendron vialii is the source of this 5378-nucleotide messenger RNA. Its product is annotated as pentatricopeptide repeat-containing protein At5g27110. Gene Ontology annotation, molecular function: protein binding; RNA binding. The transcript has 3 exons. Lineage: Eukaryota; Viridiplantae; Streptophyta; Magnoliopsida; Ericales; Ericaceae. The record is from RefSeq and is a predicted model, not a curated record. The coding region runs from base 112 to 2196 and encodes 694 amino acids. Gene Ontology annotation, biological process: RNA modification.
UACAAAAAUACUGUAGUCUUUAGAAAUACUCCUCCCAAUUCAAGCAACGUUUUGCGCGCUCUCUCUCUCUCUGUCGCUCUCGUGUUCAUAAUUCUUGCGGCAUUAUUUUGCAUGGACUACACAAGACUGUUGGCUCUACUAAGAGUAAGCAACAAUUCAAGGUCAUUGAAACAAGGCAAACUCAUUCACCAGAAAGUAAUCACUUCAGGCUUACAAAACAACAUUGCCUUGUGCAAAGACCUCAUCAAGCUCUACUUCUCUUGCCAUUUGUUUGAAUCUGCUAAACUAGUUUUCCAUUCAGUUCAGAACCCUUUGGACAUAUCUCUGUGGAAUGGCCUUAUGGCAGCUUACACCAAGAACUUCUUGUUCACAGAAGCUCUUGAGCUCUUUGAGAAAUUAUUUCAUCACCCUUAUCUACACCCUGAUAGUUACACAUACCCAAGUGUUUUAAAGGCUUGUGGUGGGUUAGGGAGGGGUGAUUAUGGUCAAAUGGCUCAUACCCAUGUGAUCAAAAGUGGGAAUUUAGUGGAUGUUGUUGUUGGUAGCUCUAUAGUGGGAAUGUAUGCAAAGUGUGAUAUGUUUGGUUCCGCGAUGCAACUGUUCGAUGAAAUGCCUGAGAGAGAUGUGGCUUGUUGGAAUAGUGUGAUCUCCUGUUAUUACCACAGUGGGCAAUGUGAGAAAGCGCUGGAGUUGUUUGAGGAAAUGAAGGGUUUAGGGUUUGAGCCGGAUUCAGUGACAGUCACGACUGCAAUUGCUUCGUGCGCGAGGCUUUUGGAUUUGGAAAGAGGGAAGCGGAUACACAAUGAAUUGUCCAAACGUGGGUUUGUCUUGGAUGGGUUUGUUAGUGCAGCUCUGGUUGACAUGUAUGGAAAAUGUGGUUGUUUAGAGAUGGCUGUGGAGGUUUUUGGGAUAAUGCCAACGAAAAGCUUGGUUGCUUGGAAUUCCAUCAUUGCGGGAUACAGUUUAGUUGGUGACAGCAACUCAUGCAUUGAGCUCUUUCUAAGGAUGAUUGAAGAAGGGGUGAAGCCCACUUCAACCACAUUAAGCAGCUUACUUAUGGCUUGUUCUAGAUCGGCCAACCUCCAGUUUGGUAAGUUCCUUCAUGGAUAUACAAUAAGAAACUCUGUAGAGGCAGAUAUAUACGUUAGCAACUCACUUAUUGAGCUGUAUUUCAAAUGUGGAAGUGUGGCCUCAGCUGAAAAUGUCUUCAAGAAGAUGCCAAGAUCAAAUGUUGUAGCUUGGAAUCUUAUGAUUGCUGGAUAUGUGUCAUCAGGCUCUUAUUUUGAGGCUCUUUCCAUCUUCAAUGACAUGGAAGAGGCUGGCGUAAAACCAGAUGCCUUUACGUACACUACUAUACUAACAGCUUGUUCACGGUUAGCAGCCUUAGAACAAGGUAAGGAGAUUCACAAGUGUAUAGUUGAGAGUAAGCUUGAAUUUAAUGAAAUUGUCAUGGGGGCUCUUCUUGAUAUGUAUGCUAAAUGUGGUGCGGUUCAUGAAGCUCUUCAUGUUUUUAAGGAAUUACCGAACAAAGACCAUGUGUCAUGGACUUCAAUGAUAACCGCUUAUGGGACUCAUGGACAAGCUGUUGAUGCUCUGAAUCUUUUUAAAGAAAUGCAGCAAUCCAAUUCAAAACCAGACAGAGUUACUUUCCUUGCAGUAAUGUCAGCAUGUAGCCACGCAGGAUUAGUGGAUGAGGGUCUCAAUUAUUUUGAUUUAAUGGUCAAGGAUUAUGAUAUCAAACCUACAUUUGAAGAUUACUCAUGCUUACUUGAUCUUCUUGGGCGGGCUGGGAGAUUGCAUGAGGCUUAUGGGAUUGUCCAAAGAAUCCCGAGGAUUAGAGAUGAUGUUGGCUUGCUAAGUACUCUGUUUUCUGCGUGCCGCUUACAUGGGAAAACAGAACUUGGGGAGGAAAUUGCAAGACUUCUUAUUGAGAAGGACCCUGAUGACCCAUCGACUUAUAUUGUUUUAGCCAACUUGUAUUCUUCUGUCAAGAGAUGGGAUGAUGCACGCAAAGUGAGACUAAAGAUGAAGGAGCUUGGAUUGAAAAAGAACCCUGGUUGUAGUUGGAUCGAAGUUGGCAAGAGGAUCCAACCCUUCUUUGUGGAGGAUAAUUCACAUCCAGAAGCUGAGCUGGUAGAUGAUUGUCUCAUGAGUCUUUCCGUUCAUAUGGCAAAAGAUGAACUGGAUGCGGGUUAAAGAAAAUGAUUUGUUUCUAACAGGAUUCGAAUUGGACCAAACUUCCUUUCUGUUGGGAACACGCAGAUGAGAACUUCAAGAAUGGAAGUGGUCAGCUUGACAAAUCUUUAGAGAGCAGAAGAGACAAAAGGUAACUGGUCCAUGAAUUGGAUCAUACAGUCUUGUGGGGGCAUGAAUGUUGAGAAAGCCAUUGUUGAAGGCAAAUGGAAGUAUUGAACCCCUUCCUUGAACAAUGGCUUUUGCAGGUAGUUAUAAUUAUAGAUAAUUUGGAGAUAUGGUACCAGAGUUUGCUAGGAAUCCAUUUCCCCAAUGCACAACUCUUACAAGGCAGUUGGAUUUUUGUAGGAGAAUAAGUUACACUAGGAAUAAUGAGGCAAGACAGUUUGUUUCCUUGAAUUUCCUCAAUUUUCUGGCACUGGUAUAACUGAAGGAUCCAUGAGCAAGAAGAGAAGAAGCCACUGGCAGCUGGUGUGAAACAUCUUUAGACUUUCAUAUGGACAUAUGAGUCGUGAAAAUAUAUGAGCAACUGCUGGGGAGACUAGUUGGCCCUAGAGAGAACAUGGUGGGGUUAACGGUUCAUGUAGCUGCCCCACAUAGUCGGGUUAAGGUUUGUCAACUUGGAUAUCAGAACACUGAAAAAUGUUGUAAUAAAUCCGGAUUCAAUGAAUACUGGCAUAAUGCAUUUUAGCUCUUCGAGCAAGGAUGUCAUCGUAUCUAGCGUUCAUCCAACCAUUUUGAUGAUGAUGCUCAAUUCAAUGAAGGCUCAUCCCUUAUUAUUUGGGGUCGGCUACAUGAAUCAUAUUUCCCCAUUUUGCUUUGUCUUUGGCUAUGGCUACCCUAGCAGUUGCUCCUAUAUUCUCAUGGUUUGCAUGUGCGAGAUGUCAGAAAUUGUCGAUAACACUCUGACUAGAUGAACUAGCUUGGAGCGCAGAGCAAGUGUUCCACGUGAAGGAAAGCUUGCUAAUACCAAGGGAGCUUGCAUCGGAAGCCCUUUUGGGUGAUUCUCUUUUGCAGGUUUACUAAACAAAUGACACAUAUUGGUGUUUAAUUGUCGAGUCACAUAUCCAGCAGUUCCACAGGACAUUGGAAGAACCUCGGGUAGGUAAAAACUAAUUAGUUUUUUAUUCAAAUGGCUUAAAUUGACUAGGCAGACUCAUAGUUGCCACGGUUCUUGAUUGAAUAUUUUGACCUACUGCGGUUCAAAUCCUAGUCAAUAUGAAUUGAUAGGUUUACAAAUCUUAUGCAUCGACUCAAGUUGAGGAAGAAUCAUACGAUUCACAUUUUGGAGAUGAUUCAUCUAUUUUAUCAGUCAUUCAUUUUCAACAACACUUUAUUUUUUGAUUUUUUUUAACUAUUACCCCUCAGAUAUUUUUCCGAGGACUUUUCAAGCUUACGGAUGUGGGUAUGGUUCUAUUAGUCCUUUCCCAUUUUGCAGUUGCUGAGAUUUAUUAUCCUUUCCUGCAUGUAAGAGACAAGGAAUUUGAUUUCUCUUUAUUUACCUACUCUGAACAGGAGGCUUCCUUUUUCACAGUUCCUACGUGCAAUCAAAAUGUUUUGUGUUUACUGUUUUUAGGAGCCUUUGACAUUUGAUUUCAAUUGCGGCAUCGUAACUGUAAGAGCUUGUUCCACAUUGGCUAAUUAUAACGUACAUAACUAGUAUACAAGCCUGGGGGCCAUUCCACUAAUUCCCAAUUGUUUUUGAAUUGGAUGUUUUACUAUGGUAUCAGAGCUAGACUUUUGGACAAGAAUCCCAUGAUAUGACAGAAGAAAGCACAAAGCCCAAUUGAAAAUCAUACAUGCCCAACCCAACUCAAUGAACCCGAUUGCAACCCCCCGCACCCGCUGUAGUUUCACGGAUGGUUUCAAAACCGCUCACUGUUGAAAUCAGUUUGAAUUGGAGACAACCUGACCACUUCGGAUUGGGUUGCAGAUCAAGGUCAAAUCUAACCGCAUCCGACCCAUGCUCACCUCAGUGACUCCACAAAUAGAUGAAAUUUUCUAAUUACAAUACAUUGGAUAGCAAUACUGAUACUGUUAGGGGCUGUUUCCAUACCUUCGUGCUAGAAUAUGGGGCAUGGACAUGCGAUACGACACAUGCACGAACAAACACGGACACAACAGCGACGCGUAAAUUUCAAAAAAUUAGAGGACACAUUUUGAAAAUUUAUAUAUGUAUAGUACUAUAUGAAUGAAAGUCCUAGAUUAGAGCUCAAAAAAUUAUAUGAUUUUUUUAUUUUCUCUUCAAGACGAAUGAUUAAUCUCAACUUUUUGUUAUAAAAAACUAAACAAAAGAUCAUCAAAAGUCAACAAUACCGAUUGUAUCAAAAGUCAACAAUACCAAUUGUCUUUUAAGAAAGAUUUAUUUAGGCCAAUCAUUUGCAAUUAGCCUAUAGUUACCCACAUUGUUUUUCACAUGCUUCCAAGAACUGAUACAGACCCUAACUUCCCUUUCAGUCAAUGCAAACAGAAUUGGUAGACAUAUUUUGAUGCCGCCCAUGCUUGUUUAUAUCUAUCUCAUCUUCUCAAUAAAACGGAUGAUCACUUUGUUUGCCGAAAAUUCUAGGGCCAUAUGUUGACACCAUGAGAUCUCGAAGGAGGGGGAACUGUAGGGAGGUGAAAGAAAAGAUUGGUAUAAAUGCUAAUGCAGCCACUGGAUAAAGCAUCCACGCCUUAUCACUGUUCCCAACCAGAAGAUAGAGUGCACAACUGAAGGCUAUCACCAUUGCUGUAAUGGAGAGGAAAAGGGUAGCCAAACCAAUAAUCAGCCUAUUGGGAAGAACAAAGAGAAAAUCACCCUCGGCAUAGCGUGAAGUGAGGAUGGACAAGAAUACCAUAAGAGAAGUGAUUGAUGCGAAUAGCGAGAUUGUAUCGGAAAUAACAAAGAUCUUAAAUGCCGCUUCUUUAGAGAAAAAAGGUAGGCCGUCUAUAACAUUGAUCCCGCCUGGAACGGUGAUUGCAGCCGCAAAUACCAUAGUGACAAUCAGUGCUGACGGAAUCGUGCAUGAGUUUGCCGUGUCUUUCAUCCAUGUUUCUCCUUCAGCUACUAAUUUUUCAUGUUCUUGAAAAAAUAGCAUUGCAGGAGUUUGAUCAUUAUUAUUUCGACACUCUGUAUCAUGGGGAUUCGCCAACUUCUUUACUUCCUGCAUUAUAGCCAAAUAUUUGAAAUAAUGGAUAUUUUCAAU